Nematostella vectensis (starlet sea anemone) is the source of this 1478-nucleotide messenger RNA. Its product is annotated as probable isocitrate dehydrogenase [NAD] subunit beta, mitochondrial. Gene Ontology annotation, biological process: isocitrate metabolic process; tricarboxylic acid cycle. The coding region runs from base 46 to 1248 and encodes 400 amino acids. The transcript is spliced from 13 exons. Lineage: Eukaryota; Metazoa; Cnidaria; Anthozoa; Actiniaria; Edwardsiidae. Gene Ontology annotation, cellular component: mitochondrion. Gene Ontology annotation, molecular function: oxidoreductase activity, acting on the CH-OH group of donors, NAD or NADP as acceptor; magnesium ion binding; NAD binding. The record is from RefSeq and is a predicted model, not a curated record.
UUAAUCCAGCGCCCUCACUGCACAGCGUGACGUCAUAAAUCCAUCAUGGCGGCUGUGUUUUGGCGAGGUAAAAUGCCGGUUCUGAACAGAAUUUCUGCUCAAUUGGCACGAACGAUUCGCGCUGCUAACAAACUCCAGCCUAAUACACCCUGUUCCCUGAGGGCAUCAUUGCCUAGACUACGGCAGCUCUCGACAACCACAGAGGAGUCAGACAAUCUGACGGCACCAUUUGGUGGGCGACACACAGUUACACUCAUUCCUGGAGAUGGAGUUGGACCAGAACUGGUCAACUGUGUCAAACAGAUGUUCAAAGUGACUGGAGUCCCUGUGGAUUGGGAUGAAGUCCAUAUCAGUGAUGUGACAUAUGGAAGUCGGUACACUCUGGAUGAUGCCGUUGAGUCACUGCAGAGGACAGGAGUUGGUCUUAAAGGUGCGUUGACCACACCCUCAAGUCUCAGUAGUACAGACUACCUGUCACUUAACCAGAGGAUGAAAACAGAACUGGAUCUGUUUGCAAAUGUUGUUCACUGUCGAAGUCUUCCUGGAGUGAAGACCAGGCAUGACAACAUAGAUAUUGUCAUCAUCAGAGAGCAAACUGAAGGAGAGUACACCAGUCUGGAACAUGAGAGUGUUCCUGGAGUUGUGGAGAUGUUGAAAAUUAUUACUCGGCGCAAGUCCCAACGAAUUGCAAAAUUCGCUUUUGAUUAUGCCACCAAACACAAUAGAAAGAAGGUUACAUGUGUCCAUAAAGCUAACAUCAUGAAAAAAGCAGAUGGACUUUUCUUAAACACCUGUGCAGAUGUUGCUAAACUUUACCCCAAGAUCCACUUUGAAGGCAUGAUUGUGGACAAUACAUGUAUGCAGCUUGUUGCCAAACCACAGCAGUUUGACGUCAUGGUGUUGCCUAAUCUGUAUGGUAGCAUUGUUGAUAAUGUGGGGGCAGGGCUGGUCGGUGGAGCUGGUUUAGUCCCUGGUGUAAGCAUCGGUAGCCACUUUGCCAUCUUUGAACCGGGUGCCCGCCAUACCUACGCUCAGAUGGCUGGUCGGAAUGUGGCUAACCCUACGGCCAUGUUACUAGCAGGAGUUGAUCUCCUUCAUCACCUUAAUCUUGGCCAAUUUGCUGUUCAAAUACAGAAAGCUGUUGAGAAGACAAUUAAAGAUGGCAAGGUUCUGACCAUGGAUAUGGGUGGGAGCGCAAGCACCACAGACUUCAUGCAGGCGGUCAUAGGCAACCUACAGCUCCACUGACGCCGUCUUGGGAUAACCUUUUUUAUGCUUUGUACUAAAAGGAAGAAAUACACUUACGCUGCAGAUGGCAAGGCUGGCUAUCAAGGAGGUUAAGAAGCUAUUUAAAGACUGCAUGCAGGAGUUGAUAUGGAAUUGAAUUGGAUUGAAUUGUAUAUAAGCAUCUGGGUAUUGAUAGGGUAAACUGGAAAUAAUUGUAUUGUACAGAAAUAAAAUCUAUUGCUAGCACAACA